Molecule: messenger RNA, 3500 nt
Organism: Amborella trichopoda
Lineage: Eukaryota; Viridiplantae; Streptophyta; Magnoliopsida; Amborellales; Amborellaceae
Product: villin-3
Biological process (GO): actin filament severing; cytoskeleton organization
Molecular function (GO): actin filament binding
Source: RefSeq, a predicted model, not a curated record
CUUCCUCCUCUCUCUCUCUCUCUCUCUCUCUCUCUAAGACGAUUGCUUCCAGCUAAAAGCGAGAAAGUAUCAGAGGCAGAAAUUCAGUUCUCAGCAAAACUGGAACAUCGUUGUUGGCCUUGAUUUUGCACGAGGUAACCGAUGUUAAUUUCACCAUUUAUUGCAUGAUCGAGUUCGCUCCAGGAGGUUUGCAAAAUCGGAAUCAACGAUACCAGAUUACGAGGGUAGCUUGCAAUGGCUGGAUCUGUUAAAAAUAUGGAUCCUGCAUUCCAGGGAGCUGGCCAAAGAGUAGGCAUGGAAAUAUGGCGAAUUGAGAAUUUUCAGCCAGUGCCUUUACCAAAGUCUGAUUAUGGUAAAUUCUACUCCGGGGACUCUUACAUUGUUUUGCAGACAACUGCAGGCAAAGGAGGUGCUUAUCUUUAUGAUAUUCACUUUUGGCUGGGAAAAGAUACCAGUCAGGAUGAAGCUGGAACCGCAGCAAUCAAGACAGUUGAACUUGAUGCAGUCCUUGGCGGUCGUGCUGUGCAAUACAGGGAGCUACAAGGUCAUGAGUCUGACAAGUUUCUUUCAUACUUCAAACCUUGCAUUAUUCCUCUGGAGGGGGGUGUUGCCUCCGGCUUUAAGACACCUGAGGAUGAAAAGUUUGAAACAAGGUUGUACGUCUGCAGAGGCAAACGAGUAGUAAAACUGAAGCAGGUUCCGUUUUCCCGCUCGUCGCUCAAUCAUGAUGACGUAUUUAUCCUUGACACUGAAAAUAAGAUCUAUCAAUUUAAUGGUGCAAAUUCCAACAUUCAAGAAAGGGCAAAGGCUUUGGAGGUCAUUCAAUUUUUUAAGGACAAGUAUCAUGAGGGAACAUGUGAUGUUGCUGUCAUUGAUGAUGGAAAACUUGUAGCAGAGUCAGACUCUGGUGAAUUUUGGGUUCUCUUUGGAGGUUUUGCCCCCAUUGGGAAAAAGGUUGCAAGUGAAGAUGAUUUUACAUUGGAGACUACUCCUGGAAAACUCUACAGCAUUACCGAUGGUCAAGUGAAUGCCGUUGAAGGUGCUCUUUCUAAAUCAUUGCUGGAAAACAAUAAGUGCUAUUUGUUGGAUUGCGGAGCUGAGGUCUUUGUUUGGGUUGGUCGAGUUACCCAACUGGAGGACAGAAAGGUUGCAAGCCAAGCUGCUGAGGAAUUUAUAUCCGGUCAAAAUGCGCCAAAAUCAACACGCAUAACACGGGUCAUUCAAGGAUAUGAGUCACAUUCAUUCAAGUCAAACUUUGAGUCCUGGCCAAUGGGUACAGGUACUUCUGGUGCAGAUGAAGGACGGGGGAAAGUUGCAGCUUUGCUGAAGCAGCAAGGAGUUGACAUUAAAGGCAUCGGGAAAGGUUCUCAAGUUAAUGAGGAUGUUCCUCCUUUGCUUGAAGGGACCGGCAAACUCGAGGUGUGGCGCAUUAAUGGCAAUGCCAAGACCUUGAUUCCUAAAGAGGAAAUUGGUAAAUUCUACAGUGGAGACUGCUACGUCGUCCUUUAUACUUAUCAUUCUGGUGACAAGAAGGAGGACUACUUCUUAUGCUGUUGGUUCGGAAAGGACAGUGUGCAGGAGGACCAAUUGACUGCAGCUCGACUGGCAAACACAAUGACCAACUCCUUGAAAGGAAGACCCGUUCAGGGUCGCAUCAUGCAAGGAAAAGAACCACCGCAGUUUAUUGCUCUCUUUCAGCCGAUGGUUCUUUUAAAGGGUGGUUUAAGCUCUGGCUACAAGAAGUUUUUAUCUGACAAAGGAUUGAAUGAUGAAUCAUAUACUUCUGAUUCUAUCGCACUAAUUCGAAUUACUGGUGCAUCAGCACAUAACAGCAAAGCAGUUCAAGUUGAUGCGGUGGGGGCAUCACUAAGCUCCGCCGAUUGCUUUCUGUUGCAAUCUGGGUCAACAAUUUUCACUUGGCAUGGCAAUGCCAGCACUUUAGAGCAGCAGCAGCUGGCAGUUAAGGUUGCAGAAUUUCUUAAGCCUGGGGUGACACUCAAACACGCAAAGGAAGGAACUGAGCCAGCAGCUUUCUGGUUUGCACUUGGAGGCAAGCAGAGCUACACAACCAAAAAGGCACCCCCAGAGAUCACCCGAGACCCUCAUUUAUACACUUUUUCAUACAAUAAAGGGAAGUUUGAGGUCUCCGAGGUCUUCAACUUUUCUCAAGAUGAUUUAUUGACUGAGGACAUGAUGAUACUCGACACACGAGCGGAGAUCUUUGUAUGGGUUGGCCAAUCAGUAGACCCCAAAGAGAAGCAGAAGGCCUUUGAGAUUGGGCAGAAAUAUAUAGAUAUGGCUGCUUCACUAGAAAGUUUAUCAGUAGAUGUCCCCUUGUACAAGAUCACAGAAGGGAAUGAACCAAGUUUCUUCACUACAUACUUUUCGUGGGAUCCUGCAAAAGCAGCUGCUCAAGGAAAUUCAUUUGAAAAGAAACUAGUGAUGCUUCUAGGGAUGUCUGCUCUGGCUGUAGAGCAGAGUUCUCGAAGAAGCAGUUUCGGAUCCCCUGAUGGCUCUGACAAAUCGAAUGGUUCAAAUCAAGGUGGGCCCACACAGAGAGCCUCGGCCCUUGCUGCUCUCAAUUCAGCUUUCAAACCAUCGAGUGCAACGAGAAUUGCAGCACCAAGGCCAGCCUAUUCCUCAGGCCAGGGUUCACAGAGAGCGGCUGCAGUCGCAGCUCUUUCUACUGUUCUCACUGCUGAGAAGAAGGGAUCACCUGAUGCUGCUUCCCGAUUCAGCAGAAGUCCUUCGCCUGAUGUCACGGUUUCUGAGGCAAGGAAGAGUGUGAGUGCAAGCCUUGAAGUGGAGGAUCAACUUGAUAAUUUGAGUGUCAAGGAGGCAACAGAAGCUGGAGAAUCUGUAUCAGAGAGCAAUGGAGGUGAUGAUUCAGGGGUGAAACAGGAGGAGGCCCCAUCAGGGGCGAAUGGAAGUGAAUGCACGUAUAGUUAUGAGCGCCUGAAAGCAAAGUCCACGAAUCCAGCUACUGGGAUUGACUACAAGAGGAGAGAGGCCUACCUGUCAGAUGCGGAGUUCCAGAGUGUGUUGGGGAUGGCCAAAGAGGCUUUCUACCAACAGCCAAAGUGGAAGCAAGACAUGCAGAAGAGGAAGGUCGAUCUCUUCUAGAUAUUCCAUCGGAAAGAAAGUGAGUGGAUUUUGUGCCCUGGUUUUGCUUGUUGAGAGAGAAAGAUGGAUUUAUGUGAUUGAUUUGUGCUUGGUGGUUGAUGGUUGCUAGUGGUUGGUCAACUGUUGUGGUUAUAAUUAUUAGCAGUGUAGGGGCAUUCUUUUAUUUGUAUAUGCAUGUGCGGUGGCGGUGCCUGACGUCUAGCCUGCAUAGUGUCUUCUUCUUAUGCUACUGUGUGAAAAGAAGUGUUUGCCUUUCAGUUCAGGUUUGGAAGUUUGAACGUCAGGCACAUGGACUCUCGCAAAAUUUCAUUUGUAUACGUUUCUUUUUGAAUGUUAAAAGGUUUGACAUUAUUGUAUCUUACUGGUGUUGGAAUUUG